UGGAAAGCGGCAGUAAACAGGCCCAGCCCACUCAGUGGCCAGCACCCCGAAUUUUUUUUUAAAGCUUCGUGCCGUCCUCUUGACAACAUCCUAUUCACCACCUUGCCUCACUCUCGUGUCUGCCCAAGAUGGAUGCCGCCACUGUACGAAGCUGCAUCGCCGCUACCCUUGAUGCCGAUGCCGAUGUUCGCAGGCGGGCUGAGCUCCAGCUCAAGCAAGCCGAAGGGCAUCCUGGCUUCACCGACGUCCUUCUCGAUAUCUUGCAGGCCGACCAAGACGUCAAUCUACAGCUCUCCACUGUCAUCUACCUAAAAAACCGCGUCAAUCGCGGCUGGCAACAGUCGGAACAGUAUCCCAACGAAUCCGUCAUCCCCGAAGAUGAGAAGGCCCGGUUUCGAGACCGCCUCCUACCCAUCUUGGCCUCCUCCCGGACCCUGGUCCGCCAGCAGCUCAUCCCCAUCCUCCAGAGGAUACUGCAUUUUGACUUCCCCGACCGGUGGCCCACCUUCCUCGACUUCACCGUCCAGCUCCUGAAUACGAAUGACCCGUCGUCAGUCCUCGCUGGUCUUCAAUGCCUCCUGGCCAUCUGCCGUUCAUACCGCUACAAGGCCAGCGAUGGGGACAGCCGAAAUCAUUUCGAUAAGAUCGCAGAGGCGUGCUUCCCCAGACUGCUCGAGGUAUGCAACGAGCUUGUCAAUCAAGAGAGCAAUGAGGCCGGAGAGAUGCUGCACAUCGCAUUGAAGUCGUACAAACACGCAACAUGGCUCGAGCUUCCGGAUUUCCUCCGCCAAGGCCCUACCAACAUUGCCUGGUGCACCAUUUUCCUGCAGACAGUGUCCAAAACGAUUCCCGCUUGUGCCAUGGUCGACGACCCUGCUGAGCGGGAGGCACAUCACUGGUGGAAGGCGAAGAAAUGGGCCUACUUCAACCUGAACCGUCUCUACAUAAGACAUGGGAACCCCCAGGCCAUAGAAAAGUCCAGCGAGGUCCAGAUGCGCUUUGCAACCGACUUCUCCGCACAGAUCGCCCCCGAGAUUCUGAAGCACUACCUCCAGGAGAUAGAGAAGUGGGUAGCAAAGACCGCCUGGUUGAGCAAGCCCUGCCUUUCCUACACGAUCGUCUUCUUGGACGAGUGUGUGCGGCCGAAGGACAUGUGGGCACACCUGAAGUCCAAUUUGACCAACCUGGUCACCCACUUCAUCUUCCCCGUGCUCUGUCUCUCUGAGGAAGACAUCGAGAAGUUUGAGGACGAGCCUGAAGAAUACCUACACCGGAAGCUCAACUUCUACGAGGAGGUGUCAGCCCCCGACGUGGCAGCGACCAACUUCCUCGUCUCCUUGACCAAGAACCGGAAGAAGCAGACCUUCGAGAUCCUCAAGUUCAUCAACGAGGUGGUCAACCAGUAUGAGCAGGCCCCAGACGACAAGAAGAACCACAUUGCAAAGGAGGGCGCCUUGCGCAUGAUUGGCACUCUUGCCCCAGUCAUCCUCGGCAAGAAGUCUCCUAUUGCUGACCAAGUCGAGUACUUCAUUGUCCGAUAUGUCUUCCCCGACUUCACAAGCCAGCAGGGCUUCCUACGCGCCCGGGCUUGUGAUACCGUCGAGAAGUUUGAGCUUUUGGACUUCAAGGAGCAGGGCAACCUUCUCACCAUCUACCGACACAUCCUCGACUGCAUGGCAGAUCCGGCUUUGCCAGUCCGUGUGACCGCCGCCCUCGCUCUCCAGCCCCUGAUCAGGCACGACGUCAUCAGGACAAGCAUGCAACAAAACAUCCCAACCAUCAUGCAACAACUCCUGAAGCUCGCCAACGAAGCCGACAUCGACGCUCUUGCAAACGUCAUGGAGGACUUUGUGGAGGUCUUCGCCGCCGAGCUCACUCCAUUUGCCGUGGCUCUCAGUGAGCAGCUGCGGGACACAUACUUGCGAAUUGUCCGAGAACUGCUGGAGAAGAGUGAGAAGCGAGAUGGGGAUGACGAAUACGGUGACUUCUUGGACGACAAGAGCAUAACCGCCCUCGGCGUCCUGCAGACCAUUGGCACCCUAAUCCUCACGCUCGAGAGCACCCCCGAUGUUCUCCUUCAUAUUGAAGGCGUUCUGAUGCCUGUGAUCCAAGUGACGUUGGAGAACAAACUAUACGAUUUGUACAAUGAGGUGUUCGAGAUCAUCGACAGCUGCACUUUCUCUGCCAAGUCCAUCUCCCCCACCAUGUGGCGGGCAUUCGAGCUUAUCCACGCAACCUUUAAGGCGGGUGCGGAGCUCUACCUUGAGGACAUGCUGCCAGCCUUGGACAACUUCGUCCAAUUUGGAGUGCCGCAUCUCAUCCAGAAGCCAGAAUACAUCGAGGCACUGUUCUCCAUGGUCUCCGAUAUGUUCACCGACGCUAAGGUCGGCGGUGUUGACAGGAUAUGCGCUUGCAAGCUCGCCGAGGCCAUGAUGCUGAGCCUGCCCGGCCACAUCGACAAUUGCGUGCACGGCUUUGUGAACAUGGCUAUGGGUGUGCUCAGCACUCAGGACGUCAAGGUCAAGUCGUACAAGAUCCACCUGAUGGAGAUGGUCAUCAACGCGAUUUACUACAACCCCGUCCUGACCCUCCAUAUCUUGGAGACCAAGGGUUGGACCAACAAAUUCUUCAGCCUGUGGUUCGGCAGCAUGGACUCGUUUACUCGGGUCCAUGACAAGAAGCUGUGUAUUGGCGCCAUCGUGUCACUUCUGGCAAUCAAUGCCGACCAAGUCCCUGCCAGCGUCUCCGUGGGCUGGCCUAGGCUACUCCAGGGUAUCACCGUCUUGUUUAGGACUCUGCCCGCCGCAUUGAAGAACCGCGAAGUGGCCUUGAAGGACGACUUCCAGUUUGACUCUGGCACGUACGGCUACGAUGACGAAGAUGACGAAUGGGGUGAUGACGAGGCCACCUGGACAGCUGGAGAUGAUGUCGAGGAGGAGGAGACAAGCGACGCCAAAGACGAAAGCACCGCCUACUUGGAGUUCCUUAACGAGGAGGCACAAAAGUUUGGCGCCGCCCAGGAAUCGGACGAUGAGCUAGGGGAGGAUAGCGUCCUCCUCGAGUCGCCCUUGGACAAGAUCGAGCCCUACCAGCUGUUCAGGGCUUCGCUGAUGAAAAUGCAACAAGAACAACCGCAGUUCUAUGCCUCGUUGGCCUCUCACCUGUCGGCAGAGGAGCAGAGCGUCAUCCAGGCCGUCUUUAACCAGGCCGAGGCCCAGUUGGUCAUGGCCCAGCAGCAACAAGCGGCCGCGGCCCAACAGGGUGCGACCCCUGGCGAGGCAAUGAACGGCGGUGCUAGUUAGAAUUUUCUCCGCAAUCGCCUCCGGCGUCACUUACAUCGUUGAGGAACCAUCUGGCGGAGCCGCAGAAGCCCCUCCACCUCCCUGGAGGCGCCUUACGUCCGAGUAGUCGUUUUCCUAGCCGAGAUAAAGAAGGAAUGUCCGGUUAGAUACAAGUGUA
Molecule: messenger RNA, 3459 nt
Organism: Phialemonium atrogriseum
Lineage: Eukaryota; Fungi; Ascomycota; Sordariomycetes; Cephalothecales; Cephalothecaceae
Product: importin-beta domain-containing protein
Exons: 10
Coding region: 129-3302 (1057 amino acids)
Biological process (GO): protein import into nucleus
Cellular component (GO): nuclear envelope; cytosol
Molecular function (GO): small GTPase binding
Source: RefSeq, a predicted model, not a curated record